Molecule: messenger RNA, 4470 nt
Organism: Parus major (Great Tit)
Lineage: Eukaryota; Metazoa; Chordata; Aves; Passeriformes; Paridae
Gene: DIP2B
Product: disco interacting protein 2 homolog B
Exons: 35
Coding region: 43-4305 (1420 amino acids)
Source: RefSeq, a predicted model, not a curated record
UGAGCCCCGGCCGCACCCGCGCCCCGACCCCCGCCCGCCGCCAUGGCAGAGCCCGCGGCCGUGUCCUCCCUGCCCCGCGAGGUCCGCGAGCAGCUGGCCGAGCUGGAGCUGGAGCUCUCGGAAGGGGACAUCACACAGAAGGGGUAUGAGAAGAAGAGAGCAAAGCUGCUGGCUCCGUACGUUCCACAGACCCAAGGGGUUGAUCCAGCGUUACAGAAGGAAUCCAGACCUCAGAUGCCCGCUCCAUCUGCAGCUCCAGCCUCAGCAUCAUCCUCCUCAUCCUCAUCCAAAUUCCACCGAGCUCGCUCAGGGGGAGCCAGAGAUGAGCGUUACCGAUCUGACAUCCACACCGAGGCGGUGCAGGCGGCGCUGGCCAAGCACAAGGAGCAGAAGAUGGCCCUGCCCAUGCCCACCAAACGCCGCUCCACCUUCGUCCAGUCCCCGGCCGACGCCUGCACUCCGCCAGACACGUCUUCCGCCUCCGAGGACGAGGGCUCGCUCAGGCGCCAAGCUGCUCUCUCUGCUGCAUUGCACCAGAGCUUACAGAAUGCUGAGUCUUGGAUCAACCGAUCUGUUCAGGGGUCAUCCACAUCCUCAUCAGCAUCCUCUACACUUUCCCAUGGAGAAGGCAAAGGGACCAGUGGGUCACUAGCUGAUGUAUUUGCCAAUACUCGAAUAGAAAGUUUCUCAGUCCCCCCAGAUGUGACAGCAACUACCUCCACCCCCUCGGCACGGCCGGCAGGCAUCGACCUCCCUCCCUCGGGAAUUGUCAAGGGGAUGCACAAGGGAUCCAACCGCUCCAGCCUCAUGGACACUGCAGAUGGUGUUCCUGUGAGCAGCAGAGUCUCCACAAAAAUUCAGCAGCUGCUGAACACCUUGAAAAGACCUAAAAGGCCACCUCUGAAAGAAUUCUUUGUGGAUGAUUUUGAAGAAAUUGUGGAAGUUCCCCAGCCCGACCCGAACCAGCCCAAGCCCGAGGGCCGGCAGAUGACCCCGGUGAAGGGAGAGCCCCUGGGAGUGGUCUGUAAUUGGCCUCCAGCCUUGGAAGCAGCUCUGCAGCGCUGGGGAACCACUCAGGCCAAAUGUCCCUGUCUGACAGCGCUGGAUGUGACAGGAAAACCAGUUUACACCCUCACCUACGGCAAACUGUGGAGCAGAAGUCUCAAGCUGGCCUACACCCUGCUUAAUAAACUGGGGACCAAAAACGAACCUGUGUUAAAACCUGGAGACAGGGUAGCCCUGGUGUAUCCCAACAACGACCCCGUGAUGUUCAUGGUGGCGUUUUACGGCUGUCUCCUGGCAGAAGUGAUCCCAGUGCCUAUAGAGGUACCUCUUACCAGAAAGGAUGCUGGUGGGCAGCAGAUUGGCUUCUUGCUGGGGAGCUGUGGGAUUGCUCUGGCCCUCACCACUGAAGUGUGUCUGAAAGGACUCCCAAAAACCCAAAACGGGGAAAUUGUGCAGUUUAAAGGUUGGCCCAGACUCAAAUGGGUUGUGACAGAUUCAAAAUAUCUCUCCAAAUCUCCCAAGGACUGGCAGCCCAACAUCUCAGCAGCAGGAACUGAGCCAGCAUAUAUUGAGUACAAGACCAGCAAGGAGGGCAGUGUCAUGGGUGUCACCGUGUCCCGUGUGGCCAUGCUGGCCCACUGCCAAGCCUUGUCCCAGGCCUGCAACUACUCUGAAGGUGAAACCAUAGUGAAUGUGUUGGAUUUUAAGAAGGAUGCAGGGCUGUGGCAUGGCAUUCUAACGAAUGUAAUGAACAAGCUGCACACCAUCAGCGUGCCCUACUCUGUGAUGAAAACCUGUCCUCUCUCCUGGGUGCAGAGGGUUCACGCCCACAAAGCGAAAGUUGCUCUGGUGAAGUGUCGAGACUUGCACUGGGCCAUGAUGGCCCAUCGGGACCAAAGAGACGUGAGCCUGAGCUCGCUGCGGAUGCUGAUCGUCACCGACGGUGCCAACCCCUGGUCUGUUUCCUCCUGUGAUGCCUUCCUGAGCUUGUUUCAGAGCCAUGGGCUCAAACCAGAGGCGAUUUGUCCCUGUGCCACCUCCCCCGAAGCGAUGACCGUUGCAAUCCGGAGGCCUGGGGUCCCUGGGGCUCCUCUGCCAGGCAGAGCCAUCCUGUCCAUGAACGGGCUGAGUUUUGGUGUCAUUCGGGUCAACACCGAAGAUAAAAACUCUGCUCUCACUGUCCAGGACGUGGGGCAUGUGAUGCCAGGAGGCAUGAUGUGCAUAGUGAAACCAGAUGGGCCACCCCAGCUCUGUAAAACAGACGAGAUUGGUGAGAUCUGUGUGAGCUCCAGAGCAGGAGGAAUGAUGUACUAUGGGCUGGCAGGGGUGACAAAGAACACUUUUGAGGUGAUCCCUGUGAACUCCUCUGGCUCUCCAGUGGGGGAAGUGCCCUUCGUGCGUUCCGGCUUGCUGGGAUUUGUGGGACCUGGCAGUUUGGUGUUUGUGGUGGGGAAAAUGGACGGGUUGCUGACGGUGAGCGGGAGAAGACACAACGCCGAUGACAUCGUGGCCACUGGGCUGGCCGUGGAGUCCAUCAAAACAGUUUACAGAGGAAGGAUCGCCGUGUUCUCCGUGUCCGUGUUCUACGACGAGAGGAUCGUGGUGGUGGCAGAGCAGAGGCCGGACGCCUCCGAGGAGGACAGCUUCCAGUGGAUGAGCCGGGUGCUGCAGGCAAUUGACAGCAUUCACCAAGUGGGUGUUUACUGCCUUGCUCUGGUGCCAGCCAACACAUUGCCAAAAACUCCACUGGGAGGGAUCCACAUCUCCCAAACCAAACAGCACUUUCUGGAGGGCUCUCUGCACCCCUGCAACAUCCUCAUGUGCCCACACACUUGUGUGACCAACUUGCCAAAGCCCAGGCAGAAACAGCCAGGUGUGGGCCCUGCCUCUGUGAUGGUGGGGAACCUGGUUGCUGGGAAGAGAAUCGCUCAAGCCUCUGGGAGAGAUCUGGGUCAAAUAGAAGACAACGAUUUAGUUAAAAAGCACCAGUUCCUGACAGAAGCGUUGCAGUGGAGAGCUCAAGCGACUCCUGACCACCCACUCUUCCUUUUAUUGAAUGCCAAGGGAACCGUUGUGUGCACGGCCACCUGCCUUCAGCUGCACAAAAAGGCUGAGAGGAUCGCAUCAGUGCUGUGUGACAAAGGCCAUCUCAAUGCAGGAGACAAUGUGGUGCUUCUUUAUCCUCCUGGCAUCGAGCUCAUCACGGCCUUCUACGGCUGCCUGUACUCGGGCUGUGUCCCCGUCACCGUGCGCCCGCCCCACGCCCAGAGCCUGGUGGCAACGCUGCCCACAGUGAGGAUGAUCGUGGAGGUCAGCAAAGCCGCCUGUAUCCUCACAACCCAGACCUUGAUGAGGCUGCUCAAGUCCAGGGAGGCAGCUGGAGCUGUGGAUGUGAAAACCUGGCCAACCAUCAUCGACACAGAUGACUUGCCCAGGAAGAGGCUGGCUCAGAUCUAUAAGCCACCCACACCCGAGAUGUUGGCAUAUCUAGAUUUUAGUGUUUCCACAACGGGCAUGCUCACAGGAGUAAAGAUGUCCCACGCUGCAGUCAGUGGCCUGUGCAGGGCCAUCAAGCUCCAGUGUGAGCUCUACUCCUCCCGGCAGAUUGCCAUUUGUCUGGACCCCUACUGCGGGCUGGGAUUUGUGCUCUGGUGCCUUUGCAGUGUGUAUUCUGGACAUCAGUCAGUUUUAAUUCCUCCUAUGGAGCUGGAAUCCAAUCUUUUUCUCUGGUUAUCUACUGUCAGCCAGUAUAAAAUAAGGGACACUUUCUGUUCCUAUUCAGUCAUGGAACUGUGUACAAAGGGACUUGGAAACCAAGUUGAAACGUUAAAGGCCCGAGGCAUUAACCUGUCCUGUGUCCGGACCUGCGUGGUGGUGGCGGAGGAGCGGCCGCGCGUUUCCCUCACUCAUUCCUUCUCCAAACUCUUCAAGGACAUCGGGCUGUCCUCCCGAGCCGUGAGCACCACCUUUGGCUCACGGGUCAACGUGGCCAUCUGUCUACAGGGAACAUCGGGGCCCGAUCCCACCACGGUGUACGUAGACCUGAAAUCCUUGAGACAUGACAGGGUCCGUCUGGUGGAACGAGGAGCUCCUCAGAGCCUGCUGCUUUCCGAGUCUGGGAAGAUUCUGCCUGGAGUCAAAGUGGUCAUUGUCAAUCCAGAGACAAAAGGGCCCCUGGGAGAUUCUCACCUUGGGGAGGUAAGGACAGGUUUUGCUCCUUGGGGCCUUUUCCUGCUGCUCCUUGGGCUUUUCUCUGCUGGGGGACACUUUGGAGCUGUCCUACAAGCCUUUGUAAGGUGAAUUAUUGCUGGAACCUUCAGAAUUUGGGUAUUAUUUCUCUGCCAAGUUUAAAGAAAACCCACUUGAAAAGAAGAUUGUUCUACCCUAAAUCUUGCAGACUGGUCCCCAAAUAGCAUAAUUUACAUUUGGCUUUCCUUUUCUUGAUUACACAUCAGUGUAUUGAUC